Aspergillus melleus is the source of this 1761-nucleotide messenger RNA. RefSeq names its product putative MYND domain protein. Gene Ontology annotation, molecular function: protein binding. Gene Ontology annotation, cellular component: nucleus. The coding region runs from base 1 to 1761 and encodes 586 amino acids. The transcript has a single exon. The record is from RefSeq and is a predicted model, not a curated record. NCBI's taxonomy places the organism in Eukaryota, Fungi, Ascomycota, Eurotiomycetes, Eurotiales, Aspergillaceae.
AUGCAGGCCCUUCUCCAGGAGCGCUCCGAAACCACCGCCAGACUCUACGCAGACCCCCACAAUCCGCAUAUUCACUAUGAACGAGGUCUGAUCCACGAGCGAUUGGGGUUCGCUGAUCUCGCUUCCGCCGAUGCCUAUCGCGCUUUGUCGUUACUCGAGUCGGUUGUUGAUCCGGACGGAUGUGAAUUCCAUGCCCGGAAGAGAGUUGGCGAUUCGACAGAUGCGAAGGAGGGGCUGGACGGCAUUGCCGAUAAGGAUGAGGAGGAGACUGAUGAGGAUGAGGACGGUGCCUAUGAGCCUAUAACCCAGGACGAAUAUGAUGCACUCAUUGGUGGGGUGUACACAUUGUUGGUUUCCAGCCUGGUUCGCUGUGGCUGUUUUCGCGAUGCGUUUGAGUUCUGCGAUAGGGGGUUGGCUUUGCUAGAGGGUUCACAGCACGGUAAGCAUGCGGUGGAUGCGCUGCGAGGACAGAUGGAUAUUAUCAAGAAAGUGUUCCUUUCGCGCCGGCCUCAAUCGACCACCGACGAGGCGCAAGUGCAGGUGGACCCGAGUGCCUUGAAAGCCCAGGGCCGCGCCCGUCGAGUUCUCUAUCCCUGGAACGAGCACGAGCCGGAUCGCAAGGCCCCCAAAACACUGCAGCUGCUGAACGACCGACUGCAACACGUUGCGCCUAAAUGCGAGGUCCGCGCCGUCGCGCUCCCCCUGCUACACGGCACCACGGAGGGAGGAGAGGCGCCCCCACCCGACGAGGUCUCCGUGCAACUCGGCCUCUUUGCCAAAGAGGACAUCGCGCCCGGCGAGAUCCUGCUGCAUGAGUCCUCCCUCCUCACGGCCACCAACCGCCUCCACGACGACCUCUGCGACGCCUGCAAUGCGCCCCUGCCUGACCUCGCCGACGAGAACCCCCCCGUCGCCUGCGCCGGGUGCGACGAUACCAUCUUCUGCUCCCAGGCGUGCCACGAUCGCGCCCAGGACGUCUACCACGCCGCCGUCUGCGGCCUCAUGGAUGGUCUCGAAUCCAUCGGCAAGGAUAUCCCCGAUCCCACCGACAAGGCCGAUUACCUGUAUCUGUUACUGGUAGGCCGCGCCAUCGCCAUGGCCGCCACUCAGGACGUGAAUCCCCUCGACCUACCCGAGAUCAAAUACAUCUGGGGCGACUUUCACGACCUCGACUUUUCCUCCACCACAAAUCCCAACUCCAACACCAGCCUCGAAGACGACGAAACCGCCACCCUCCCCUUCUCCUUCCACCUCUCGAUCCUGCAACCGAUGCGCAUCCUCGAGGAAAUGGAACUCGACCCCUACGCCACCCUCCCCCGCUACGACACCUGGAUCCUCAACACCCUGUACGCCAAGUUCCGCGGCACCGCAUCGGGCCGGCUGUCCACGUGGGACGGCGGUCCGGAGCUCUGCGCCGUGCAUCCGCUGUGGUGUCUGGCGAAUCAUUCGUGUGAUCCGAACGUACGGUGGGAAUGGGGUGGGGAGAUUACGUUCCGGGCGAGGACGAGGGAGGAGAGGCCUAUUUGGAAAAGGAAGGGUACCAGGACGGUGGUGGAGGAGGAGGAGGAGGAGGAGGAGGAGGAGGUGAAGAAGGGGACGGGUCCCGAGGUUGAAAGUGAGGGUAUUCGUGCGGACCAGGAGAUCUGGAAUCAUUAUUGUGAUAUUGGGUUGGAUGUUAAGGAGAGGAGGGAGUGGGCGAGGGGGGCGUUGGGUGGGUUGUGUCGGUGUGAGAGGUGUGUUUGGGAGGCUGGGGAGGUUUAG